UGAAAAACAGAUAACACCGAAGCGUACCACACCACGGUUUCUUUAACGAGACCACAUCCAUCAUGAUAUGUCGUACAGAUACUCAUACAAUGCUUUUACAAAUGACAGAAUAGUGAGCAGUGGUUGUGCACAAGCAAGCAAAUGGUAAAAGGUUGCAUGCACGUGUAGAGAUGUUGCUCUACAUUAAUCUGUGAUCUCAAAUUUACAGUUGAGACAGCAGGGCUUCAAACAGGAAGUCGACUUUGAACAAAUAGCAGGUCACAUUUUCUUUUUCCUUUCAUAAGCCAGAUCGUCCACAGAGGAAAAGGUUUAUGCCAACUUCUCUUCAGAAGACAAAAUGAAUAUAACUUCUUGUGUCAGUUUCAGCUUUGAACAUAAGUUCCUGCCUCCUGUUUACAUCUUAGUAUUCAUCAUUGGCCUGGUAGCGAAUGGAUGGGGAUUUAAGUCUUUACUCCACAACUGGAAGAAACUGGGUAACGUCAAUGUUUUUGUUCUCAACCUCGGACUUGCAGAUAUUUUGUAUCUGCUCACACUCCCUUUUCUGAUGGUGUACUACUUUAAGAAGAGUAAAUGGAUCUUUGGAGAUACAUUCUGCAAGAUAACAAGAUUCUGCUUCAACCUGAAUUUAUAUGGCAGCAUCGGGUUCCUCACCUGUAUAAGUGUGUACAGGUACCUGGCCAUUGCCCAUCCAAUGAGAGUGAUGGGAAGAAUAACUGUCACUCAUUCUGUGGCUGUCUCUGUCAUGGUUUGGUGCUUAGUGAGCGUUCAAAGUCUUCCAGGGAUUUUCUACCCAAAAACAUUUGGAAACACCACUGGGAAAUGUUAUGAUACCACAAAUAAGAGCCGUGUUGAGGAUUACCUGAAAUACAGCUUUGGACGGACACUCACUGGGUUUUGUGUCCCAUUCCUCAUCACACUGGGCUGCUAUGGACAUGUGAUUGUCAUUCUUUGCCGCACAAAUUCCACUGACAAGGUACUGAAACAGAGCUGCCUGAAAUUGUUAUUCAUCUUGAUUCUUCUCUUCUCUGUUUGUUACGUUCCCUAUCAUGUAUUCCAGAACCUGAACCUCUUAGUAAGAGUUCUGUCCAAAAAGGGAAUAUGCUAUGAAUGGUUUAAUGGAGUCUACAUUGCUCAUCAGAUAAGUCGUGGACUUGUGUGUCUGAACAGUGCUCUCAACCCUCUGGUUUACCUCCAUGGAAAUGAAGAUAUUUCUGCUCAGCUCAGACGUCUACACCAGCAAGCUCGUCAGACGUUCAGUAAUGUGUUUUUUUCUAUCUCCGGCCAUGUGCCUGUGGUACAAACUGCAGAUGAAGAUUAACAAGAGUUGAAAGUUUAAAAUUAACUGUUUGUAUACCAACAGCUCAAACUAAAGUUCUUGCUGUACAUAAUUUUUUUUCUUUGCGUUAGCCACAGGUUGACCAAUAAACAGGAAAUUCAACAAAACCACAGCCUGCUGUGUUGUUCUGUUGUUCUGCAAUUUUCUUUUAAUACAACUUUGUGGGGUGAUAAUGAUACCAUUUAUAAAUUACAGCAGCCUGUCCCUGCCCACCUUUUUGAGUAAAAGCAGCCUCUUUAAUUUGACUGGAUCUUCUGAUAUUUGUCACUUUUUCUGAUUUGCUGUUUUGGUAGUCUGUCCAAUGUGACUUUACUAAAAAACAAAUUACAUCACUGACAGACUGUUAAACCAAUCUCCAUUCUAAAAGCAGGUGUUUUAUGGUAGGGCCAUGUUUUUUCACAGUAGAAACUAGAGAUGCUUGUAAUUAUUCCGAUUUUUAAAAAGUCUGUGGUGAUUCCGAUUUUGGCUGAUUAAGAUUUUCUUUCUUUCAAAGAUCUAUAAUUGAGAGCAUACACAUAGACUUUUUUGAUGUUUCUUUAAUAGAAAAUCUUUAUUAGGAUGCUCAUUAGCACGAACGUAAUAUGUAAUGUCUUUCUGUUUUUCUGAUAAUGUCUACUUGAUAAAGUGCUAAAAUUGGUUAAUUUGGUGGUCUCCCAAGUAAAGUCUAAAUGUAAGGAAACACAGCUUAUUUUGGACUUACAGGUAUUUUAAAUUGAGAGCUUUGUGUCUUCUUCACCUCCACGCAGACAACAUGUUUUAGUAUGUGUAUAUGUGUGUGAAUGUUUGUGUGGCUGUAACAGUAGUCAGUUACUGUCUGUGCCGCUGUGUGCAUGGCGUUAACUGCUGUGUAGCAGCAGCAUUCACUUUGACACAGAAGUUCACAACUGGCUUGGCCCCACAGUUUACCAUUUUCAUUCUCUCUGAUGAUGGCCUGAAGCCACAGAUCUCUUUUUUUUACUUCCCUUCGCUCUUUGGGGAAGUAAAGAAAAAGUUGAGGGUUUUUUGUUUGUUUUUAUUGUUCGAUGUGCAAAAUGUGACACAGCACCUUUUCAGCAUGGUGGCACUAGUUUUUUCAAUUUGGCACUUUUACAGGGCUUGUUUUCACACAUGCUCUCAACUAUGCGGUUGGGGUGGGUAAACCUAGGCCCAUGUAUGCCAUGUCUCAAAACUGGCUAAACUGUUGGCUUUUUACAACAUGUCUGAUCACCCCUAUGCUUGUGGUUCAUGCCCUGACGGACUUUUUCAAGGCAAUGUCACAGAGUUCCCAUAUAUUAGCAACUAUGUUGAACUGGAAUUAUCCUUUAAUGUAGCCUACCUUGACAUGAUUAUCUCUGUCUAGGUCUGGGAGAACUUCUGCACUCUCUUUGCUUAUACUGUACUGUAAUUAUAGGAUGAAUAUCAUGCCAUAUCUUGAAACUGGAAAAAGAGCUUUAAAAUGUUGUGACUAGCUCGAAAUCUAAUAAAAAAAAUAUGUCUAUAAUUUUGUGGUAGGCUGAAAAAAAUUUAAUUAAAAUCUCUACUAUUUUGUAUUUGAGUUUUCCUUCUUCACAUCUGCAGUACUGUUUUAACAGUGUUUCUCCAACACAUUUACAACCUUGUAAAGCGGGAAACUGGUGCGCAACUUGAGAA
This is a messenger RNA of Micropterus salmoides (largemouth bass), 2965 nucleotides long. RefSeq names its product P2Y purinoceptor 1-like. Gene Ontology annotation, cellular component: membrane. Gene Ontology annotation, molecular function: neuropeptide receptor activity. Bases 338 to 1318 code for a protein of 326 amino acids. The record is from RefSeq and is a predicted model, not a curated record. The transcript has a single exon. Lineage: Eukaryota; Metazoa; Chordata; Actinopteri; Centrarchiformes; Centrarchidae. Gene Ontology annotation, biological process: G protein-coupled receptor signaling pathway.